Otolemur garnettii (small-eared galago) is the source of this 1713-nucleotide messenger RNA. RefSeq names its product SRSF protein kinase 3 (gene SRPK3). Lineage: Eukaryota; Metazoa; Chordata; Mammalia; Primates; Galagidae. The coding region runs from base 1 to 1713 and encodes 570 amino acids. The transcript is spliced from 15 exons. The record is from RefSeq and is a predicted model, not a curated record. Gene Ontology annotation, molecular function: protein kinase activity; ATP binding. Gene Ontology annotation, biological process: protein phosphorylation; regulation of mRNA processing; spliceosomal complex assembly.
AUGAGCGCCAGCACAAGCGGCAGGGGCGGUGGUGGCGGAGCCAGCGGCAGCAGCAGCAGCUCACAGGCCUCCUGUGGGCCUGAGUCCUCAGGCUCUGAACUAGCCCCAGCCACACCGGCGCCCCGGAUGCUGCAGGGGUUCCUGGGCUCUGACGACGAGGAACAGGAGGAUCCUAAGGACUACUGCAAGGGUGGCUACUAUCCUGUGAAGAUUGGAGAUCUGUUCAAUGGUCGGUACCAUGUGGUGCGCAAGCUGGGUUGGGGCCACUUCUCCACUGUCUGGCUCUGCUGGGACAUCCAGCGCAAGCGCUUUGUGGCCCUAAAAGUGGUGAAGAGCGCGGGACAUUACACAGAGACAGCUGUGGAUGAGAUCAAGCUCCUGAAAUGUGUUCGGGACAGUGACCCUAGUGACCCCAAAAGAGAGACCAUUGUUCAGCUUAUUGAUGACUUCAGGAUCUCAGGCGUUAAUGGAGUCCAUAUCCUUUAUGUGUGCAUGGUGCUGGAGGUGCUAGGCCACCAGCUCCUCAAGUGGAUCAUUAAGUCCAAUUACCAGGGCCUGCCUGUGCCCUGUGUGAAGAGCAUUGUGAGGCAGGUGCUGCAUGGCUUGGACUACCUCCACACAAAGUGCAAGAUCAUCCACACAGACAUCAAGCCUGAGAACAUCCUGCUGUGUGUGGGUGACCCAUACAUCAGGCGCCUGGCUGCUGAGGCCACAGCAUGGCAGCAGUCAGGGGCACUGCCCCCAUCCCGCUCCAUAGUCAGCACUGCCCCCCAGGAAGUCUCGCAGACCAGUAAGCUGUCCAAAAACAAGAGGAAGAAGAUGAGGCGCAAACGGAAACUGCAGAAGCGACUGCUGGAGGAGCGGCUGCAGGACCUGCAGAGGUUGGAGGCUAUGGAGGCAGCUGCCCAGGCCGAGGACUCCAGCUGGAGACUAGAGGGGGGCAGCGGCUCCACCUCCUCUUCAGGCUGCCACCCUGGGGGUGCCGGGGCAGGCCCCUCCCCAGCCUCCUCCUCCCCCACCCCAGGGGGCAACCGCAGACUCAGCCCUGGGUCACAGAGCUCUGGCUUUUCUGGCUCCCUCUUCUCUCUGGCUUCGGGCUCCAUCCUCUCUGGCUCAUCCACUCAGCGUGAGACCGGGGGCCUCCUGUCACCCAGCACACCAUUUGGUGCCUCAAACCUUCUGGUGAACCCUUUAGAGCCCCAAAACGCAGAUAAGAUCAAGAUCAAGAUCGCAGACCUGGGCAAUGCCUGCUGGGUGCAUAAGCACUUUACUGAGGACAUCCAGACCCGGCAAUACCGGGCGGUAGAGGUGCUGAUCGGUGCUGAGUAUGGGCCCCCUGCAGACAUCUGGAGCACAGCGUGCAUGGCCUUUGAGCUGGCCACUGGCGACUACCUGUUUGAGCCUCACUCUGGAGAAGACUACAGUCGGGAUGAGGACCACAUUGCUCACAUCGUGGAACUUCUAGGAGACAUCCCCCCGGCCUUUGCCCUCUCAGGCCGCUAUUCCCGGGAGUUCUUCAACAGGAGAGGAGAGCUGCGGCACAUUCACAACCUCAAGCACUGGGGCCUGUAUGAGGUCCUCAUGGAGAAGUACGAGUGGCCCCUGGAGCAGGCCACACAGUUCAGUGCCUUCCUGCUGCCCAUGAUGGAAUAUAUCCCUGAAAAGAGGGCCAGUGCAGCAGACUGCCUCCAGCACCCUUGGCUCAACCCCUAG